AUGGAUUCACAGGCUAUCAUGGUGAACGAACGGUCCAGAUCACGCCGAUGCAUCUGGGUGGCGGCCGUUGUCGGAUUACUCAUGUUGGUUGGAGGUCUCGUAGCCGUAUUGGGUCCUUUAUUCUUCUCCAAAGUCAUCAUACCCAUGCUAGAAUGGGAGCAGAAGAAUCUAAGUCCCCCAGUCCUUGGCGUGGUAGCCGUUGCCAGUAUGGGUCUCUUCCCUGUAGUUCUCAUCCCCACGGGACCGUCGAUGUGGCUUAUUGGGAUUGUCUUUGGGUACGCCUGCGGUUUCAUCCUCAUUAUGGUUGGCUCCUUUAUCGGUCAAUCGCUGCCGUAUUUCAUUGGCCAUUGGUUGUUCCAUGCACGUGUGCAAGCGUGGUUGGCUGAGCACCCACGGAACGCUGCUGUGCUGCGAUUGGCUGAGGCUGGCGGCUGGUGGCACCAGUACCGGGUCACGUUGCUGCUGCGCUUCUCCCCGUUUCCGUUCCUCCUUUUCAACUACGCUGUAACAGCCACGCGCAUCCGCUACGCGCCCUACAUCUGUGCAUCGAUGACUGCCAUGAUUCCCGAAGCCUUUUUCACCAUCUACUGCGGUCGUCUGAUCAGCGAUCUGGCGAAGGCGCGCAAAUGGCACAUAACAGCGGUGGAGCUUGUGUACGAGCUGAUUGGGCUGGCGGCAGAUCAGCUCUUUGCGUACCAUAUUCUCAACCCUUUCCAAUCAUUCCCCACCCCCCUCUCCCCCCUGCCCCGCUCCCUGUGCUGCAGCGGUCGGCUGAUAAGUGAUUUAGCGGAGGCGCACAAGCGGCACAUCACAGCAGUGGAACUGGUGUACGAGCUGAUAGGGCUGGCAGCAGCGGGAGUGGUGCUGCUGCUGCUCAUGGUGCAUGGCAAGAGGGCUCUGCAGCAGCUCGAGGAGGAGGAGAGAGCCAAGCACAAGGGGCUUGAGAUGGAACAGGUGGCUAGCGGAGGUGCAGAUAGGUCGGGUGCGGUGGAGAUGGGUGCUGCCGGUGCGUUUCUCAGGGGGGAAAUGCCUGCUGCUGAGGUGGCUCUUAUUGCUGACGACCCUCAGAGUGCACAUCGUCCGAUCAUGGCGGCGAUGAUGCAGCGGUCGCUCUCAGCUGCCACGUCUGAAGACGACGAGUUCGACGAGGAGCUCGAUGGGUUCGACGACUUCACGUUGGCUUCACCAUGGGAGAGGUUCAUCGCUGCAGUGGAAGGCACUCUGCGCCAGUGGCUGUCGGAAGGCUCUGCUGCUCUUGUACAGUCAGGAGCGGCGCGGCCAGUGGAGGGCAUGCCGCUGAUGGUGUAUGUGGAGGCAGAGCACGCGCAGGGCCACAAGAACUACCGCCUCACCUACUACUUCCAGGUGACCCUGGCGAGCAGCAACAGCAUACAUCCGACGGUGGCAGCAGAGACAGCAGCGGCGCUCAAGCGCAUUGCCUCUAUCUCAGCCACGGGCCGCCCCAGCCCCUGGGAGAAGGCCGUGCACCCACUGCAGCUCUGGUUCGGCAUCCAAGAGUUUGUGGUGCUGGCACCCGUGACAGCCUCUGGAGUUGUGCUGGACUCACCUGAAGCCUCCAUGCUCCUUAGCACGCUCGCCAUCGCCUCGUUGCAUGACCCCUCCCGCAAGGCCUUCAUCGGCUUCCAGCACGGGCCCCGAGCCACCCGCACCGGCGCGGGCUCAGGCUCGGGCCGAGGCGUGCGGUCAGGUCCGGGCGCGGGAGGAGGCACGGUGGGAGGGGUGGGCGCGGGGGGCGUGGGCGACUAUCUGUUUCACUACGAGGCGGAUCGCAUCACCAGCAACGUGCCGCAGAACCUGCUGUCCCUCGACGGGCUCUACUACCUCUUUGCCUUCAAGCUGAUAGCAGAGCUCCCCAGCACGGUGGCGUCAGUGUCCCCUGAUGUGACUGUCGCCAUGCGGAUCCGCUACCGCCUGCGCUACUGGGGCUCCCCAGACGCGCCCCCGCCCCCCAAGACCCGCCCAGCAGAAGCAGGCGCAGGGGCGGGGGGCGAGGAGGGCGCAGGCGCAGGGGCGGAGGAGGAGGACGAGUUCUGGGGGCAGGAGAGGGCGUGGGACGAGGGCAUGGCGUGGAGCGUGUGGCACUCGGUGGACGAUCCGGUGAAGGGGUUUGAGCUGGUGGCCACGUGGAAGGAGCUCCGGGCGAGCAGCUCGUCGGGCAUGGCUCAGAUGGAGCAGCUGGAUGCCACUACCGCGGAUGAGUGGCUGCUUCGUGCGCUUCUCGCCCCCACCAGGACUGACUUUGACAGUGACGAUCCCCCUCAGGGCUUUGCUGGGCGGCUGCAUGCGCUGCUGGGGGCGUACGUGGUGUCCACCACAGGCCAGUACAUGGAAGACUUUAUAGCGGCUCAGAACUUUGCGCGGCGCAACAAUAUGACCAUCCCACCGCCCAGUGUCAUGGAGCGAGUGGUCAAGGACCUCUUCCACUCGAAGGAGGCACUGGCGUCAGUGUCCAAGUACAUGGGGAAGGCGUCAGAGCAGCAGGAGGCGAACUCCAUCUCUGAUGCUGACCGCGGCACCACCAUCACCACUGCCAGCAGUGUCAUCAGCAGCAUCAGCGCCACCGACACCAGCGUUACUGGCAGCGGGGUGAAGGGUCCUGCAGGAGAGGGAGCAGUUGGGGCAGGAGCGGAGGGAGGGGGAACAGAAGGUGCAGGGGGGAAGGGCAUGGAGGAGAAUGGGCUGAGUGGCAAGUUCAAGGGGGCAACGCACAUUGGCAAGGCGGCGCCGGUGGAUUCGCUCUUCUCACGCCUCGCUCUGCAUGUGCUGCGCUUCGGCACCUGCAACAUUCGAUCCGUGGCGGCGCUGUGGCUGGAGUUCACCCGAGAGCUGCGGUGGAACUGGGAGCAAGCGCUGCCCAUCCCUCGAGUCAUUGCUGACGGGCCUCCCAACACCGCCACCUGCCUCAUUCACCAGAAGCUGCAGCUGCUGCAGGAGUGCAUCAAGCGGCGGCGCAAGCAGCAGGAGCGGGAGAUGGAGGAGCGCAUGCGGCACGCAGAGCGCAUGCACCAGAUCGCCGCCGCCAAGCUUGUAGGCGAGCGCGUGGAGGAGCUUGUAAGGGGUACAGCGCUCGACGACGGCCCGACUCGCGCUGACUCGAGGCGCGGCGGCAGUGGGAGAGAGAGGGGAGGGAGGGGGAGUGAUAGGGAGAGGAGGGGCGGGAGGGAUGAGGAGGAGUGGGAGGGGAUGGAGAGGUCUGGGAGUGAGGGCGGUGGCUGGCAUGAUGGCAGGGCGGGUCGCGGGCGAGGAGGGCGGGGUUGGGACGAUGGCGAUGGGGCGAGCCCGUACCACGACGACAAGACGCCCUCGGGGGACUCGGACACGCACGGGUCGCACGACGUGGCGUUCUAUGAUGAGGGCGGCGUGGCCGAUGGUGACUCGCCUUCCCACCGCAGUGAAGAGGACCUGGAUGACCCACUCAUGGUGGGGAUUUUCAUGAAGUGGGCAUGGAGGGGCUGCAUGAGUGAUGCACCUCACUUAUCCACCACCCACCCGCGCACAACCCACAGAUAUUUUAGCGAGAGCGACGUAUCGGACGACGACACGUGGGCGGAGAGGGGCCGCACGAGCCACGGGCUCACGGGGGCGAUGGCGAGGGGGCGGCGCCGCGUGCGCCGGCGGGGGGUGGCGGGACCGGUGAAGGGCGACCUGUGGCUGCUGCGCGUGAGGCGGCGCAUGCUGGAGCCACACACACAGGACCCGGUGUUCAUGAGUGAAGACAUGAUCGAGGAGAAGGAGCGCGCUAUGGAGGCCCUGGGCAGCACCCCGGCGGGACGUGAAACUCGAGCUCGCAUGCAGAGUGAUGUUGUUGCUUCAGACAUGUCGGCUUUCAAAGCUGCGAACCCCGGGGCUGUGCUAGAGGACUUUGUGCGCUGGCACUCGCCCAACGACUGGCUGCCAAUCAUAAGCGCGGAUGAGGGCUCUGAUGACGUGGACGAUUACGAUGAUGAGUAUGACGAUGGGGGCAGGCGGUACGGGAGGGAUGAUGAUGACAGGUACGGGCGGGGCGGCCGGUAUGAGGAUCGGGAGGACAGGUACGGCAGGGGAGGAGGGGACAGGUACGGAAGGGGAGGCGAGGAGAGGUACAGGAGGGAUGACAGCUUGAGGGACGCGAGUGGGAGGUUCAGUGAUAGUGGGAGUGGGAGGUACGGGGAGAGCGGGAGGUAUGCUGAUGAUGAUUAUUCAGACAGGGAGAUUGAUAGGGAGAGGGAGCGAGAGAGAGAGAGGGAGAGGGAGAGAGGGCGAGACACGGAAGAGAGUGAUGUUGACAGAGAGGUGGAUAGGAGGGGUGGUGGCAGGGAUAGGAGCAGGGAGAGGGAGAGGGAGAGGGAGGAGGGAGGAGAGUAUGGUGGCAGAGACAAGAGUAAGAGGGAGGGGGACUCUGAUUACGACCAGGAUGGGACUCCUGGGAAAGAGAAGAAGGAGAGCUCUCUUUCUCGCCGCCCCAGCAGCAGGAGCCCCAAAAAGGACAAGGAAGAGGAAGAGGAGUUUUUUGAAGCAGCUCAGGAUGAGAAGACAGGGGAGGGGGAGGCUGGUGAGGAAAAGGCAGAGAAAGGGGAGGAUGGGAAGAAGGAAGGCAAGGAAGAGAAGGUUGAAGUGGGAGGGGAGAGUGUGGGGGAUGGUGGGAAAGAGAUUGAGAAGGAGGAGGGUGUGAAAGAGAGUGAGGUGGAAGCGACUGAGAAGGCUGUGGAGAAAGGAGAGAGGGAGGAGGACAAGGACAACAGCGAUAGGGAGAAGGAGAGAGAUGGGAGCGAUAGGGAGAGAGACAGGGAUAGGGACGCGCUCAAGGGGAGGGAGGAGGAGAGGGAGAGGGAGAGGUAUCGAAGCCCAGAACCAGACAGUGACCCAGAGAGGGAGAGGGAGAGGGCGAGGGGAAGGGGCAGCGGGAGGGGGCGAGAGGAGGGGGAGUACAGCGACGACCGCGAGGAGUGGGACGAGUUUGGCGAGCGGCGCCGCGGCCGCGACAGGCGCGACCAUCGCGACAGCCGUGACGACCGUGAUGACAGAGAUGGCCGACGUGACUUCCGUGACGGCCGUGACAGGCGCGGCGACCGGGAUGAUGGUGAUGAUUAUGAUGAGCGCGACUGGAGGGACGACGGCAUGAGGAGGCGGGACAGCGACGAGCACGAGCGUGGCGGGCGCAGGGGGGGGAGAGGGAGAGGCGGCGGCCGCGGGAGGGGUCCCGGUGGUGGUGGUGGAGGGAGCAGGAGGAGGCGGUACCGCGUGGAUGGGUUGGGGUGGCCGCCCAGGGGGAGGUUGUCGGAGCGCAUGGAGGAGGUGCAUGGCAACCUGUGGCGCGAGCUGUGGGACAGCGCUGAGCCUGAACCUGCUCAUGAGCAGAGGCCUAUUUUCCACUUCGACCUGGAGGGCGAGAAGAUCCUGCACUACCUUGACACGGUUGUACCCGAGGAGCUGCUGGGGCAGCUGCUGGCGACGUGCUUCUCGUCCGCCGUGCUGCUGCUGGGCCGUGACCAGGGGGGGCGGGAGGAGCCCGUGGCGGAGCAGAGGCAGCGCGUGGCCGGCAUGGUGGCCAGCAUGUGGCAGUGGCUUGAUGACCAGAGCGCUGGUAGUUGCUCCGAUGAACGAGUCGAAGACUUGGAGGUGCUGCUGAGGGCGUUCACGCGCAUGGAGGCCACAGCCAUGGUGGCAGCCUCCCUGUGGAAGCGCCUGCAGGGCUGCUCGCGCCUGGUGGCCAAGCUGCUGUCUGAGAGAGCCCUCAAUGCCACUGAUGUGCCGUCCGUGCGCCUGCUGCCCGCGCCCAUCCGCCUGCCGCACCUGCCU
Molecule: messenger RNA, 5799 nt
Organism: Closterium sp. Yama58-4
Lineage: Eukaryota; Viridiplantae; Streptophyta; Zygnematophyceae; Desmidiales; Closteriaceae
Source: the annotation of a GenBank genome assembly